UCUGUGGAGACGUCGAAGUAGUGUUUAUGGGUUUGUUGUGUUGUGGAGAAAAAUAUGUAUAAAUGUAAAAUAAAUGUAGUUAAUCGCUUUAGUUAGCGGUUUUACACACACACACAGUCAACGCUGAAGCUUCUUCUAAGUCCAGACUGAACUCUUAUUAUCAGGCUUUCCCAAAUUUAGGCCAUGGAGACACAUGGAUUCACAAGGAAAAGAAGAAGAGAUGUCACAAAUGGAAAGAUGGACACUGAAGAACGAGGUGGAAAAAUCCCUCGUAGGUCUUCGACCCUGAAAAAUCCUGCACCCUUUUCUGACCAGCUGGAACCUAUAUCCACUCUAUACACUCGUGUUAAUUGGGAGGAAGCCUGCUGUGGCACACCAGUUCGCGUGUAUGCUGAUGGGAUCUUUGACGUGUUUCAUUCUGGACAUGCCCGAGCUCUGAUGCAGGCUAAAAGCCUUUUUCCAAAUACUCAUCUCCUCGUCGGCGUAUGCAGUGACGCUUUGACGCACAAGCUUAAAGGCUUUACUGUUAUGAACGAGGACGAGCGUUACGAUGCAGUGAGUCACUGUCGCUACGUGGACGAGGUGGUCAGGGAUGCCCCAUGGACACUAACACCAGAGUUCCUGGCCAAGCACAGAAUUGACUUUGUUGCCCAUGACGACAUCCCAUACGUUUCAGACCAGAUCGAUGACGUUUACAAGCACAUAAAGGAGGCUGGCAUGUUUGCAGCUACACAAAGGACAGAGGGCAUCUCCACCUCUGACAUCAUCACACGCAUCGUCCGUGACUACGAUCUGUACGUGCGACGGAAUCUGCAGAAAGGCUACACUGCCAAGGAGCUCAAUGUCAGCUUCAUCAAUGAGAAGAAGUACCACCUUCAGAAGCAUGUGGAUAAGGUGAAGCAGAAGGUACGGGAUGUGGAGGAGAAGAGUAAAGUGUUUGUGCAGAGGGUGGAGGAGAAGAGCAUUGACCUUAUCCAGAAGUGGGAGGAGAAAUCACGCGAGUUCAUUGGCAACUUCCUGCAGCUGUUUGGACCAGUUGGGGCACUGAAGAACAUGCUGGCCAUCAGCCCCAAACCAAGCCCUGACAGCAGCCCCACACGAGAAGAGCGCUCUACUUCUCCUACCUUCCGUCUUCCUUUCUUCACCAAGACCCUCCCUUCCUGCUAGCCUCCUCACCGUAUCCUAAACUGUAUCAUAGCUUUAAUUUAAGUCUGAUGAAGACGCCUUCAUUAAUUACUGUAUAAAGGGCCAGGGAAAAGCUCCUGGAAAGAAAUUCCUCACCGAUUGAAUCAGUAUUUGUUUGGAUCUUUUAUACGCAUUUGAUUUGUGCACAAGUUGUUAAACUCUGUCUUACUGUCACAUCACACGUUGGACCAUUGUUUUGUUGUUGCUUUUGUUCCCCGUUUUAGUUCUUUACGUCCAACAAACGUAACCAUCCACGCACACAUGCACUUUUUAAAAUGAAGUUGAUGUACCUCUUAAUCCAGUCAUGUUUGCUUCUAUAGUUUUAUACCAGAGCCACAACGAUAAUCUAAUUUUUGUCAUGUUUGUGUAUUUAAGCUGUCACAAUAAAUGUCAUUCUUAUUACUUUUGA
Molecule: messenger RNA, 1594 nt
Organism: Tachysurus vachellii
Lineage: Eukaryota; Metazoa; Chordata; Actinopteri; Siluriformes; Bagridae
Gene: pcyt1ab
Product: phosphate cytidylyltransferase 1A, choline b
Exons: 9
Coding region: 184-1167 (327 amino acids)
Biological process (GO): CDP-choline pathway
Cellular component (GO): endoplasmic reticulum
Molecular function (GO): choline-phosphate cytidylyltransferase activity; phosphatidylcholine binding
Source: RefSeq, a predicted model, not a curated record